Molecule: messenger RNA, 318 nt
Organism: Ostertagia ostertagi
Lineage: Eukaryota; Metazoa; Nematoda; Chromadorea; Rhabditida; Trichostrongylidae
Source: the annotation of a GenBank genome assembly
AUGACAAAAAUGUUGUUUGCCCUCCUGACGCUCUGUUUUCUGAUCUUGAACAUCGACGCUGCAACAAAAAAACCAGAAGAAGGAAGAAACGUUCCUAGGUACUUGUAUGAGGAGUUCUUCCAACUUAUUAACCCUAAUCUGACAUGGAAUGCGACUAUGGCAAAGGACGCCGAUAGACAGUUAAGCGGCCAGCGAUGCUAUCCGCAGUUCUGGACGUUGUUAGUGAAAAGGAUGUUCGGAUAUCCCUUCAAAAAGGGAGAGCAUGUACUUUUAACCUUGGAAAAGGUCUUUACAACACCACAUCGUGUGAAAAGAGUA